Episyrphus balteatus (marmalade hoverfly) is the source of this 1137-nucleotide messenger RNA. RefSeq lists its product as uncharacterized. The record is from RefSeq and is a predicted model, not a curated record. Lineage: Eukaryota; Metazoa; Arthropoda; Insecta; Diptera; Syrphidae. The transcript has 2 exons. The coding region runs from base 1 to 1137 and encodes 378 amino acids.
AUGGUCAAUGUUGUAGCAGUUUUUGAAGAUUUCUGGACUUCUUCGAUUUACUUUAGUUAUAGCAAUUUCGGCGGCCAUUUUGUAAUUGAUGAGUGCAUCUGGACUGAGAAUUCAAAUAUUUUUCCAAAUCGAAUGCAAAACCUUCAAGGAUCAAUGUUGCCAGUUCUGUUUGGAGGUCCAGAUCCUGGAAUCAUAGUUUCACACAAGUCCAACGGUGAUAUGUUUAUUGGUGGAUAUUUGGGUCAUUUCUUCACUGCUUUUGCUAAGAGCUACAAUGCCAAACUGAACUUCACGAAUGUUAAUACAACACUUUCAUCUUUUUAUAUUGCAGAACUUGUACAUAAUGGAACAGUUGUUAAUAUCGACAUAGCAGGAGCUGGUCCAUCACUUUUAGAAGUUCCUUGUCAAGGAUUUACGUAUCCUUACCGAACUGCCGAUUGGGGUGUUAUGUUACCCGUUGAGCCUCAAAUCCCAGUUUACAAAGUUUUCGCCAUUGUUUUUCAUUGGGAUAUAUUCUGUUUGACAGUUGUGAUAUUUGUUUUGCUGUCAAUAUUCCUCUGGGCAGCUGGAAAAUACUUACAUCGAACUUUCAAAACCAGUGAUAUUUUUGAUAUUUUUAGUGGAAUCCUGGGAAAGCCCUUCAACGAAACUUUGAAUGCGUCUUACAGUACAAAAAUCAUCUACUUGAUGAUUUUCUUAUUCGGAAUUAUUAUAAGUUCAACUUCAUAUAAUGCAUUUCUGCAGUCUUUACUGACCAAUCCUCCAAGGGAAAAAACAAUAAAAACAUUCGAAGAACUACAAUCAGCUGGAUUGAAAAUUCACUUACUCCAAAAUGAAUUGAAAUUAUUGCUCAGGAUAAAUCCAAUUUUUAUGGAAAAAUAUUCAAGUGUUUUUGAAGGUCAAACAAAUUUUGCAGCUUACACCAAAGCCCGUGAUAGUUUAAAUCCAAAUAAUGGCUAUUCAGUAAAUCAACCGAAAUGGCAAGUUUAUCGAAAUCAACAAAAUUUCUUUGGUCAACAAUCCUUACAAAUAAUAUUGUUUGCUAAACUGUCAUCUAAAAGUCAAGAGUCUUUGCUUAGUGAUUCAUUCGAUAGCCGCACUACACGAAUGCGAAAUAAAGAAGCUGCUUUCAGUUAG